GCGACGGGCUUAUGAAUGCGGAGGCCGCGCGCUCCCGGCUUCCCCCGCCCUCUCCGCGUGCGCCUGCGCACCUGCGGCCUCGCAAGCCUGAACGCGUGCGCAGCUGCCGCCCAGCUGCCUGGCGCCGAGAGGACGCCGAUGUCCGGACCGUGAGGCCCACGCCGCCAGGACCGCGGGGAGGGGGGGAACCCUGCCGCCAACACGCAGUAGAGCUGUCGGUCUGAGUUGUGCACGUGUGGGCGCCCCCCGCCCGUCCGCCUGUAUAUGCACCUGUGGGCGCCGGGAGCAAGGUGUGCAGCGGAAGGGGGCCCCCCUGCGACAUGUCCUCUUGCCGGCCGGCCCAGUUUUGCGUCGGAUGCCACGGAGGGGUGCAACUUGGGCCCCAGGGGUUGCACUGACUCCUGCGUGGCGCUCCGUGGGUGACGGGGCCAGACCAGAAGCCUUGCUGUGUGUCCCAUACCGCAUCGCUUCCACAGUAGCGAAGCAUUUGUGAGCUUGCGGGGAGUGGGCUGGGCCACCAACCCACUGGCGAGGGUGACAAUGAAGGGAAACAUCCCCAGGGGGAGUUGGGAGGCCAGAAGGGGAGCCCUGGGGCUCACUAUCAGUUACCGGCCCCGAUAGGGAAGGACGUAGGGGUUACUCCCGCAGCUCAGGCAUCACCCUGAAUUCUCCAGUGGACUUGGAUCCGUGAAAAGAUCCCUCCCAGCCUUCUUUCUCAGUGAAAUAAAGUUCCUUUGCUUUGUCUCUUGGGGGCUUGCUUGUGGUUUCACUGUAGCUUGUGCGUUCUGAGUGGUUACUCCCAAAUAAACACGCUUUUGCCAGUGAAAUAACUGGGUUUUCUUCUGCAAGUUGAUAGAAAAAAUGAGGGUGUACGAUUCCCAGGUCAAGGGCUUGCGUUGGCCCCUUACUGCUCUCAGGAGGGGACAGGGCCUGGGAUAGGAUUUGGUGAGCUCAGUACUCAGGGCUACUGAAAGAGCAGUUCCCGGUUCCAUGUUUCAGAUGGGGAACAUGCUGAUUUCCCAGGUGGAGAUUAUUUCCCAGUGUCUUCUCAAAGGCCUGCCCACAUGGUCAGAGCCUAUCUGUUCUGGAAGGCUUUCUCACAGACUAGGCUCCCCACCAAGGUGGCACCACAGGUUACAUGGGUCUCUGGUCCAGAUCUUCCUGAUCUGUACUCUGCGGCUAGUUCCAUGAGUUUUAGAUCCUAAGAGACCUGAUGGUGGGUCAAAGUCAAAAGUCCCUGCGCUCUUGGGAGAUCUGGCCUGGACAGCACUAUUCGAGAAGGGAGAAAGGAACAAUUCCUACAUUCCUGCCAAAGCCUCAGCUUUGGGGAAACAGUCAUCAGAAGUUUGGUUCCCAGCCUAGUGCUGCUCGGGUGUCAGCUGACAGACACUCCCAAGAUGGGCUUCAGGGACUUGCCCCAGGUCCAGACUACCUAAUCCUUCAACUCCGAGCAAAGGCCAUAUGGUACAGGAUCCCAUUGGGCCCUGACCCAGGGCUGUGAUUGGCCUGAGCUGGACAAUGCCACUGUGAGGUCGGCCCACUCCUGCUGUGAAAUGGAGACUCCUGAUCCCUGGGAGUCAGUGGAGCUGCCAUCCGGACACAGAUCAUGAGUGGUGGCUAUGAUCUCAACCUCUUCGCCAGCCCUCCCGACUGCAACUUCCUGUGUUCUGUGUGCCAUGGGGUUCUCAAGAGGCCGGUGAGGUUGCCAUGCAGCCAUAUCUUCUGCAAGAAAUGCAUCCUCCGGUGGCUAGCCAGACAGAAGACCUGUCCGUGCUGCAGGAAAGAGGUGAAAUGGAAAAAGAUGGUCCACGUAAAUAAACUCCGCAGGACGAUUGGCCGCCUGGAAGUCAAGUGCAAGAACGCAGAAGCAGGCUGCUUGGUGACGUGCCCCCUGGCCCAUCGAAGGGGGCACCAGGACUCAUGCCCUUUCGAGCCGACGGCCUGCCCCAACGAAGGCUGCACGGCACGGGUGCCACGUGGGGCUCUGGCUGAGCACCGGCAGCACUGCCAACGUGGGGCCCAGCAGCAGUGCCCACUGGGCUGUGGGGCCACCCUGGGCCCUGCGGAGCGCGCACACCACAACUGCUACCGUGAGCUGCGCGACGCCUGGAACCAGCGUCAGGAGCGCAGCCGGAUCCUGGUGCUGGGCCUGCUCCGGCGCAUGCGUAAAGUGCAUCGCACCACCAAUCUCAUCCGCAGGCAGCUGGCCCAGCUCGGGGACUUCCUGGAGGAAGACAACGCGCUGCUCAUGGGAGCCCCGCAAGGGGAGGCCGAGGCCACCCCAGAAGGCAGCAUUGGGGCCGAGGUUGGGGGGCCCAGGGCCACGGUACCGUGUAAAUUGAGGGGAAAAUAAACGCAGAUCCUAGGCCUGGCCCGCCCCGCCGCUUCUGUGCCUGCCGGCCUCACAGCUUUAUCCCAUUUGCCACCCGCCCCCGCCUGCCAGGUACUACUGCCUUCACCACGCGGGGACACUGGCCUUUCUCCCUGGCCCGCUCCUGCCCAGAAGGCUCUUCUUGCUCUCCGUUUGCCUGCUUUCUUUUCCCUCGGAUGCGUCUUCCUCACAGAGGUUUUCCCUGAUCCCCUCCCAGUCUUCUUCCUGUUACCUCUACCAAGUCUGUUAACCAACUUCCCAGUCAACGCCAACUGCUCAAAGCUCUCAACUCCUAGGGGAAGCCCACGCCUCAGAGGGAAACCCCAUUAUCUCUGAUCUCCUGCCCGUAUGGUCUCAGGACACCCUGUAGCCACAAGCACUGUCCCCCCCUCCAAGCAGCCACAGGCGUCCCCGCUCUACUCGGGCGACACCUUACCUUUCCCACCGCCCCAUUUAAAAGCGCACCUCCUGCACUCCGCCCCGUCCCGUUGCCGAGAUCUGUUCUUUCCACAGCACGAAUCGCCCGCCGCUCCUGACGACUCCUUGCCAGACCUCCCCCAGCCCUCUCUCCUCUAGCACGUCUAGAAGAGCGCUUUG
Messenger RNA from Mustela erminea (ermine), 2968 nucleotides. It is a transcript of the gene RNF151, whose product is annotated as ring finger protein 151. NCBI's taxonomy places the organism in Eukaryota, Metazoa, Chordata, Mammalia, Carnivora, Mustelidae. Gene Ontology annotation, molecular function: zinc ion binding; ubiquitin-protein transferase activity. The record is from RefSeq and is a predicted model, not a curated record. Gene Ontology annotation, biological process: tumor necrosis factor-mediated signaling pathway; protein K63-linked ubiquitination; positive regulation of JNK cascade. Gene Ontology annotation, cellular component: plasma membrane signaling receptor complex.